UAAGUCGCAUGCUAAAAACAUCCGGGAUGUACAGGAACAAAAAACGUGCAGUUUUGUAUCUGCACUGAAUCGAUUCCGAAAACCAUGCGCUCAUUACACUGGCUGGUUUUUAGGCUACCGCGUUGUGUGUAGCUUACAGCAAUGUUGAUAGUACAACAGGCUAGUUUGCUGGCUGAUAUUACCUUACAAAUAGAAGGUCAUGUCUCGCGCCCUGUCCUUAACGUUGGCGUUUAGAUCCAGGAGUUUGAAUUCGGUGUCUGUUUGUGAGAUUAAAAGCAAAUUAAUCGUUUCUACGCGGUUCGUGUGCACCAGGUACGCAAAGACUUGCUUGCCAGGUCCUGGUCGCAGUCUUGUUUCCAGGGCUUGUCGGGAUGACAGGUUGGGUGUCUGGUGGAAAUCGGCAGCGGCGAACGCGUUGACCAAAAGCAGUGGUUUCUCAGGAGGGCUGCACACGGAUUCUACACAAAUGAAUGCGAUUAGUCGGAUCAAGAGAGUUUCUGUCGAGGGCAACAUUGCUGUCGGAAAAUCGACUUUCGCGCGGCUCUUGCAGUCUGAAAACGAGGACUGGGAAGUUGUGCAAGAGCCCGUCAGCAAGUGGCAAAAUGUGGAAGGCGCAUCUUCGCAGCAGACAGUGAAUAACCUGCUGCAGAUGAUGUACCAGGACCCCCAGCGCUGGUCCUACACCUUCCAGACCUUCUCCUGCAUGAGCCGCAUGCGGACCCAGCUGCAGCCCCCCGCUCCGCGCCUGCUCCGCCCCCAGGGCACACCUGUACAGGUGUUCGAGCGCUCUGUCUACAGCGACAGGUACGUCUUCGCUCUGAACAUGUUUGAGCUGGGCUGUAUCAGCCCCACGGAGUGGGCUGUGUACCAGGGCUGGCACUCCUUCCUCCUGGAGCAGUUCGGCCCAAGGCUGCAGCUGGAGGGGAUCAUCUACCUGAGGGCCUCGCCUGAGAGGUGCAUGGAUCGCUUGAGGAAACGUGGGCGGGACGAAGAGAAAGGGGUGGAGCUUGCCUACCUGGAGAAACUGCACACUCAGCACGAGAACUGGCUGGUGCAUAGGAGCACAGAGCUGCACUUUGAGCACCUGAAGCAGUUACCCGUGCUGGUGCUGGAUGCCAGUGUUGAGUUUGAGCAGGACGUGGGGGUGCAGGAAGCACUCAUCACCCAGGUCAAAGCUUUCUUUGAUGGGUUGUGAAAUGGCCUUCCUGAUCUCCCCAAGUCAAGAAGUUGCCCUGCAUUGGGACUUGUCAACUCAUCAGCAAACAGAAGAGAUUAGCAGAAGCACACACACUCAAGGUCACACACUCACCCUCAGACACACUUGAACUUUACCUGAGCUGCACACUGGCAGAUGUUUACAUGCUUAUAAAACGAGAACUAAUGAAAUGAAUGAGGUACUGUACCCUUGUACAGUUUCCGGCAGAAAGCAUCUAAGAUAAUUUAUAAGCUAAACUACUCUACGUGAGCUGCUGACUGUUCACAAACUCAGUAACCUCCAGCUUCUGCUUGACCAAUAGGAGAUUUUGUAAGGCAACACUGCUCUACAGGACCUGGAUUUAUAUAUAUACCUCAAAAUGGCGUCUUGGAAGUUACAGAACGUUACAGUGUUAAAUGAGGCUACCCUAAAACCAUGUGUGACAUUAAUGGUCAGGGACUUAAAUAUCGCUGUUUUUUCCUUAUAAUCAAAUAAUAUAUUUCCUGGAUAUGUGAACUGUUUUCUGUUUUACUUUUAAAUCUGUUGUUUUUUUGAUAAAUGGAUCAACGUGCUCAUAAUGUUUUAUAAGGUUAAUUUUUGCGAGUAAGUUUCUGAUUUUAUAUUUAUUUACAAAGUGCGUAGUCUCUCCAGCCAAGAAAUGCGGGCAAACGGAUAUUUACUACAGAUUGUACAGCACUUUUCCACAGUUAAGAUGCCAUUAUCGGGAAUUUGUGCUUUUAAAACAUUUGAUAUUUUUGACAAGUAAUUGGAUGUCUAUUUUGUAAUUUAUGAAGCAUAACUGUUGGGAAAAUGUGCACUGUUAAACGGCCUUUAAUUUGACGCACCAUACGCGCUCAAACUCUACUCUGUGAUGGUUAAAACAAUUAAAACUCCAAAUGCGUAAUUGUUCGGAGACUUUCAUUCUUUAAUGACUAGGGAAUGCAGUCUAAAACUGCGCCUGAAUACUUAUAUGAUGCUCUUCUUAAAAAAUAAAAGUCGUAUAUUUUAUAGAUCAUAUGGCCAAUACCUCAUAUGACGAAUACAGAAUCGUGAUUAUGGGGAGGAAAUUCAGGACUUCCAGAGACGAAUCUUGUGUUCAUUUUUACUAUUCACUCAAAGGUGUAAACACCUUUACGUUUAUUUCUUUAUUUUUAUUACUUUAUUACGGUUCAGUUGGGUUAUAGAUGGCACGGCACAACAUACGCGACGUGGUGCUUAGUAACUUGCUUUGCAUUGUACAUCCAUAUAGACUCUCUUGGUUAGGCUUACCCUAGCAUAACCAAAAUCAGUAACCAAAAUGAGUUAAUUUACAAGUACAUUUUGACGAUUGCGGCAGCCAAACUCGGGAUGUUGGCUGAGGUUUUGGACAGGACGAAACUUCAAGGAAUGGUCUACUCUAUAUCAAAGUGCUAAGAUGAAAAGUUAAAAUAGUCUAUAUAAUUAAAUAUGAAAUGAUGAAUUGUUUUAAUGAAUGUCGUUUGAAGAUUUAUUUAGUUUCGUUCACUUAAAAGCUUUAUUGCCAUAUCAAAAUCUGUGUGAUGUCUUGUGUCUGGUCUUUGAUAUCUUCCCACUUAUUUCGAGAUCAAACAUUUCACCUAUUGUUUUACAAAUAUCUUACAUGUUCGCGCUAUUGUUUCUGACGAUGCUGCGUUUAACAUGAUGACCAGAUCAAUCGACAUUCGUCUUGUGAGCAAAUUACUUAUUAUAUUCUUUGUUAUCAUGGUGUCAUUGCCGUUUAAUAUUAAGAAACUGUAUAAGUAUCUUGUGUGAUUGUGCUGGUUUUUGACUUAUUGAGUCCAUGACGCGAAUUUCUUUACAUACAAAAAUAUUUUUUAAAUGUGGAAUUCUUAAUUUGCGAGAAAAUAACGAGUUGUGGUCCAUGCAGUAAAUACUAAUGCACUAUGCCUUUACAUAAUAAAAAUGCAGCCCUCGAUGUUUU
Conger conger (European conger) is the source of this 3134-nucleotide messenger RNA. RefSeq names its product deoxycytidine kinase 2-like. NCBI's taxonomy places the organism in Eukaryota, Metazoa, Chordata, Actinopteri, Anguilliformes, Congridae. Gene Ontology annotation, molecular function: deoxynucleoside kinase activity. The record is from RefSeq and is a predicted model, not a curated record. Bases 200 to 1195 code for a protein of 331 amino acids. The transcript has 7 exons. Gene Ontology annotation, cellular component: cytoplasm; mitochondrion.